AUGGCAUAUGUAUCUGACUGGCAAAUGUUUUUGAAUGUGUCUCUCCGUAACCCUGUUGAUAAGAACUUCUUCCUGAGUGUCGGCAGAGUGUCUUAUCAGAGAGGAGACAACACCAGUACAUCAUACGAGGAAGAUGAGGAUGAUGAUGAGGAAGCUGACAAACGGUUUGAUAAGGCAACCCACAAUGUACAAGUCCAAGAUCUAAAGGGAGCGUGGACCAAACACAAUCGUACAGUGUUACUGGGCGUGCUUGACAGCUACACCAAGGCACAGUCACUCAAGCGAAACCUAUCUGCCGAUGCACUCAAAAAGUUCAAGGUUGAUGGAGGUCAAGGUCCAAAUAAGACGAGGUCUAUGUCCCUAACGACAGGUGCCCCUGGCUCCCCUACCACUCCUAACCCCAGCCCUGGGACUAAACUCAGCAGUGUCCACACCCACUCACUUCUAAUGAAGCUGGUGUCAGAGUCAGAUAGCAAGUCUGUCGCAUUCACAGAGGAGCCAUCAAAUAUGAAUAUGGACCAGUUACAUGGUGUGGCUGCCUGUCAGACUGAUGAUGUCUACUUCAAAAACUGGCGCAUUGAGCUGCACAACAGCCAGAUGAUGGUGAAGGGGUGCGAGACGUCUGGGUAUGUGAUCGUGAGUGCCGCUAAGGCCCAGAUUGUGUCCUGUACACACCGUCCAGUCUGGCAGGACAACCAGCUCCGUAGUAAAACCUCCUGGGUCACCUCUGUCGAGUGUAUGCAG
Molecule: messenger RNA, 744 nt
Organism: Pecten maximus
Lineage: Eukaryota; Metazoa; Mollusca; Bivalvia; Pectinida; Pectinidae
Product: protein KIAA0100-like
Exons: 7
Source: RefSeq, a predicted model, not a curated record